This is a messenger RNA of Anisakis simplex (herring worm), 156 nucleotides long. The record is from the annotation of a GenBank genome assembly. NCBI's taxonomy places the organism in Eukaryota, Metazoa, Nematoda, Chromadorea, Rhabditida, Anisakidae.
AUUGUUUNGAUUGGAGUGAUCAACCUAGUGGUAUCAUGUCUGUUCCUUGUCGAGACCAAAGGCGUGAAUCUCGACAAAGUGGAUAUCAAUGAUACGGCGACACCCGAACAAGAACUGAAGAAUAUGAUCGCGAAAGAUGGCGAAGUCAAGGCAUAA